AUGGCUACCCUAACGGAGACUCUGAGGUUGGAACCAGUCGCGACAGGGAUCGUGGACUCGCAGAGCACCUCCCGCUUAAGCCACAGCGAUAAUGAAAGUCCCAGAGACUGGGGCGGCAACAACGCCAGAUCAGUCUCUCGACUGCGAAAGGCGGCUGUCACAUUCCAGCUCGCUGGCGUCAACUUUGCCUCGAGCGCCACGAACGGACUCGUCGUCGUCGCAUUACCACGAAUGACGGCCGACCUCCAACUGCCCGAGUCGCUCGCGUUCUGGCCAUCGUCAGUCCCCGGAUUGGCCACUGCAUCAGCACUUCUACUUGCCGGUGCCUUUGCCGACGUCGUCGGACCCAAGUCCAUGGAGCUCGUCGGAUGCGUCGCCAGCGGCGCCAUGAUCAUUGGCUGCGGUUUCACUCGACGAGGCGAAGAGCUGGUCGCGCUGCGGGCGCUGCAAGGCGUCGCCAUGGCGUUGCACCUGUCAAGCUCUGUGGCUCUCAUCACGAGCAUCAUGCCGCGCGGCAAAGGGCGAAACUUGAGCUUCGCGUGUGUCGGUCUGAGCCAGCCGCUCGGCUUCUCGGUUGGCUUGGUGAUGGGAGGCGUCUUGGUCGAUACGAUCGGCUGGCGCGCGGGUUGGUAUCUCUACGGAGGCAUCAAUCUGCUGCUGUCCGUUGUCGGCGCCUGGGCGUUGCCGGCGUCGAAAGCUCUCGGCACACUAAAGACUGCCAUGCGGGACAUGAGGACAAAGGUCGACGGGGUGGGGGCACUGCUAGCCUCUGCCUUUAUGACGCUGAUAUCGUACUUUUUGGCGAUCAUCAGCACCGACGUAUACAAGAUUAAGGAGCCUACAAGUAUCGUGCUUCUCUGCUUGGGUGUUUUGGCGCUUCCCCUCUUCAUCGGCUGGAUGCAUCGCCAAAAUCGAGCCGGAAAACCUGCGCUCAUACCCAACUCCUUCUGGACCAACUCGAGCUUUGCGACAAUCUGCGCCACCAUCGCCUUGUCCUUUGCAGUACUGAACUCCUUAGAAUUGUUUGCGAGUCUCUACUUCCAAGAGAUUCAGCGGUUCUCAGCGUUGCAAGCCGCGCUACGUAUCGUACCAUCCGUCGUGGUCGGGAUAGCACUCAACUUCACUACCGGGCUCGUCGUGCACAAAAUCCCGGCUGUGUGGCUCACUGUCAUCACUUCUCUCCUCACCGCGGGCUCUCCCCUGCUCAUGGCCUUGAUCCAGCCCCAGUCGACGUACUGGACCGGCGCCUUCUUCGCCCAAAUUCUCAUGCCAUUUUCUGUCGACGUGCUGUUCACAGUCGGCCUCAUCAUUGUAACCGACACUUUCCCGGACGACAAGCAAGCAAUCGCCGGGGCGGUGUUCAACACGGCAUCGCAGUUUGGGAACUCACUUGGGUUGGCUGUCAUGCAGGUCGUUUCGACCCUCGUGGCCAAGAACCACGCUGGAAUGACGCCCCCAGGGCCCAUUCUAGAAGGUUACAGAGCAGGAUUCUGGACCAUGCUGGCAUUGAUGAUUGGCUGCGCGGCCAUUGGCGGUAUUGGGCUUCGCAAGACCGGAAAGAUCGGACUGAAGCAGGAGUGA
Messenger RNA from Purpureocillium lilacinum, 1581 nucleotides. RefSeq lists its product as uncharacterized. NCBI's taxonomy places the organism in Eukaryota, Fungi, Ascomycota, Sordariomycetes, Hypocreales, Ophiocordycipitaceae. The record is from RefSeq and is a predicted model, not a curated record. Gene Ontology annotation, cellular component: membrane. Gene Ontology annotation, biological process: transmembrane transport. Gene Ontology annotation, molecular function: transmembrane transporter activity.